AUGGAUAGACAAUCUCUAUUGGAACAAAAGAGACAAAGACUACAGGAAUUGAAACAGCGGAGACUAGGCACUGCUAGUAAUGAUGAUAAGUUAGUUAAUGAGCUAAUAGAUCAGUUUCAGACUUUACCAAAUCAACGUAACCCGAAGCAAGUUAAUGUCGCUAUUCAAGUAGAUAUUACUCCUCAAGAACAGGAAAGUAGCUAUAUAAAUAGUGGUACUCCUGUGCAUAAUGAAAAUUCAAAUACAAAUGAGAAUAAUAUUAUUACUUACGAUAAAGCCAUCCAAACAGUCGAUGAACCGUCUGAUACAGAAAGUGAGUCCAGAACUACAGUCGUUGAAGGAAUAAAUGAAGACGAAGAAGCAAUUGAAAGUGCUCCUGUGGUUCAAAUAGAGGAAUCUAAAUUAAAUGCUUCCAUGAAACAAUCAUUCAAGUUCCUUAGUAAAAUAAUUACUCAAGAAGCUCUUGACUCAAGCAUACUCAAGAAUUAUACAGAUGAUGAUGAUUUGAAGAAUAAAUUUGGUAAAACUAUGGACGAAGAGAUUUCUAAAAGUGACCCUUUCCAAUUGAAUCUUGACAUUCCCCCCAUUAAAGGUCGAUUGGUAAGAGAUAUUGAUACAUCUCCUCAUUUUCACGAACUAAUGGUUGCCUCUUAUUCACUUGAAAAUUCUAGUAUAAACCAACUAAUUUCAAGUCAGCUACAUUUCGAUAACGUUACUCAGUCCCCUGGCCUCGCAAUAAUCUACAACGUAAAAAGUUCAAAAGCAUUUCCUGAAUAUUUUUUGCAUUGUAGUUCAUCAAUAACCAAAAUAAAAUUUGAUAAAGUGAAUCCACGCAAAGUUAUCGGUGGCUUGUCGGAUGGUAAAGUUGUUAUUUGGGAUCUACUGGAUAAUCGAAGGAAUAGUGUUGCCAUUUUACCCCUGUUAAUGACGCCUGUUUUAUCAAAUAUUGCGUCGUCAAUAAUAAAUAAUUGCCAGCAAACAGUUAAUUUCGUACACCACAAGAAUGAAAUUUCAUCUAUUAAUCAGAUACUGGUAGAACACAAUGAAUGCAUUAUUUCCACAUCUCUAGAUGGCGUUAUUAACCUUUGGUCUUCUAAUUUAUUAGCAUGGCCAAAAAUUAGUUCUUUAAAACUAAGCAAGCCAAUUAAUAAUGCCGAAACAUACGUAAAACCGAAAGAAAUACUAACGAUUUCAAAUGUUUUAAUGUUACGAAAAGAACCUGAUCUCGCAAGAUCUGUGAAAAAAGAACUUUCUUCGCAACCUCCAGCCUAUAAGUUUUUGAACAGAUUAUUAGUGGGAAGUGAUGAUGGUAAGUUAUUUAGAUUAUCAAAUGAUGCUCGUAACGGAAACAUUGAAUUAUUAUACGAGGAAGAUUAUAGAGAGGGCGAGAAUCCUCUUCAUUCUAAUAGUAUUACAUCCAUAAUAGAAUUACCAAUUGAAGGUCAGGAAACAGUAAUUGCAACAUCUAAUGUUGACUGGAGUAUAAAAAUGUGGAAAUCAAGUCAGAAAAGUCCUAUACUUCAAAUACCUACUAAUUAUUUAAUACUUGAUAUGAAAUCUCGUCCUACUAACCCUUUGCAGUUUUUCACGUUGGGGGUUUUCAAUCAAAGCCUGAAUCAUGAUUUACGCCCCAUAAUUGACUUUUGGGAUGUUAGCCGCAGAUUGAUGAAUCCUAUCUGUUCGAUUUUACUUGAUUCACAAAUUGAAAGCAAUGAGCACACCAUAAAUUCUAAACUUUAUUCAACGUCAGCUAAAUUUUAUGAUAACGGCAACAAUAUAAUAGUAGGAUUCAAUGAUGGUUCAAUUCAGAUCUGGUCUAUUAAUGACGUAAUUUUGAAUGAAGUGAUUGAAAGUAGAUCAAAUAGUAAUAUCGAUGAUGGAUUAAUUGGAUUUUUACAAAGAAAUAAAAAAAUCUGA
Messenger RNA from Debaryomyces fabryi, 1917 nucleotides. RefSeq lists its product as uncharacterized. Gene Ontology annotation, cellular component: cytoplasmic dynein complex. The record is from RefSeq and is a predicted model, not a curated record. Gene Ontology annotation, molecular function: dynein heavy chain binding; dynein light chain binding. Gene Ontology annotation, biological process: transport along microtubule. The transcript has a single exon. Bases 1 to 1917 code for a protein of 638 amino acids. Lineage: Eukaryota; Fungi; Ascomycota; Pichiomycetes; Serinales; Debaryomycetaceae.